Molecule: messenger RNA, 204 nt
Organism: Arctia plantaginis
Lineage: Eukaryota; Metazoa; Arthropoda; Insecta; Lepidoptera; Erebidae
Source: the annotation of a GenBank genome assembly
AUGUUCGCUAAAAUCUUUGCCCUCUUUGCUCUGCUGGCAGUAGCUUUCGCAGCUCCCAAUCCUAAGCCUCAAGUAUUUGCUUACACCUCUGGAGUUGACUACGUGUACCCAUCUGGUAUCGUACCUUCUGUGUACUCGACAUACAAUGGAGCUUACCCCUAUGCCGCUGUACCCGCCGUCGCUGCUCCUUACUACGUAAAAUAA